AUGCUAAUUGGAGACAGCUGCUGUGGUAAAACUUGUUUACUAAUACGAUUCAAAGAUGGAGCAUUCUUGAAUAAUAAUUUCAUAGCUACUGUUGGAAUAGAUUAUCGUAAUAAACUAGUUGAAGUGGAUGAUUCUAAAGUUAAACUACAAAUUUGGGAUACAGCGGGACAGGAAAGAUUCCUCGCAAUUACAACAAGCUAUUAUCGUGAUGCUGAUGCUCUUCUUCUCACAUAUGACAUUACUAAUCGCCAAAGUUUUAUUAAUAUUCGAGAUUGGCUUACUCGAAUUAGAGAGAAAGCCAAAGAGAAUGUACUCAUUACACUAAUUGGCAACAAAAUAGAUUUACAAAGCAAUCGAAAAGUAAAGUAUGAAGAAGGAAAGCAACUUGCUGAGACAUGCAAUAUAGCCUUUGCAGAAACAAGUGCUAAAACUGGUGAAAAUGUGCAAGAAAUAUUUCACGAUAUUGCUAGGUAA
Thelazia callipaeda (thelaziosis nematode) is the source of this 474-nucleotide messenger RNA. The record is from the annotation of a GenBank genome assembly. NCBI's taxonomy places the organism in Eukaryota, Metazoa, Nematoda, Chromadorea, Rhabditida, Thelaziidae.